Molecule: messenger RNA, 1723 nt
Organism: Mustela lutreola (European mink)
Lineage: Eukaryota; Metazoa; Chordata; Mammalia; Carnivora; Mustelidae
Gene: PIMREG
Product: PICALM interacting mitotic regulator
Exons: 5
Coding region: 116-808 (230 amino acids)
Source: RefSeq, a predicted model, not a curated record
GGACCCGCGCGGAGAUUCAAACCGGCGGGGUGGGCGCAGAGCGGCCGGCGGGGCGUGCGGGGGGCGCGGGGGGCUGUCGGGAUCUGGUGGGCUGAACAAUCUCUUGGCCAGGCAGAUGGCUUCCAAGUGGCCGGGCGUGGGGACCUCAGUGCGCCGGACACCGCUCCAGGACCAGGAACAGCUGGAGGAGGAGGACGGGCCGCGGCCUGUGGCUGGCCAUCCGGAGACCUCUGGCGGGACCCUGGGCUCCCUGUGCAGACACUUGCAGAGGAGGCUGCCGCUGAGAGCCGUCAGCCUCAACCUCGGGCCAGGGCCCUCCUGGAAACGCCUGGAAAGCCCCAGGCCAGGGCAGCAGGGCCUCCAGGCUGCGGCUCGCUCUGCUAAGAGCGCCCUGGGUGCCGUGUCCCAGAGAAUCCAGGAGUCCUGCCACAGUGGCACCAAGUGGCUGGUGGAGACCCAGGUGACAGCCAGGAGGAGGAGGAGAGGGGCACAGAAGGGCCCCCGGCUGUCCGGAGCUGCCCCUGCCUACGCAGCCCUGGACCCAUGGGAGAGGGACGGUCCCCGGCUCUCUGCCCGUGGGGGCCCACGCACCUACUCCCUGCGGAGGUCCAGGAGGGAGGCUGCCCUCCGCAGCCCCUACUCCUCCACAGAGCCCCUCUGCUCCCCCAGCGAGUCUGACAGUGACCUAGAGCCUGUGGGAGCAGGACUUCAGCAUCUCCAGCAGCUGUCCCAAGAGCUAGAUGAGGCCAUUGUGGCAGAAGAGAGCGGCGACAUGACGGACAUGACCGUUUCUCUCAUCCGUGACUGAGGACGUGCCUGCAGACAAUGCCUUCCUCCCAGACAUCUUCCCUGGGUUCUCCUCCUCCUCCCCUUCUCCUCCUCACGCACAAACAAGUGCUCGAACAGAGCCUUUUCUGGAAAAACCCACAGAACUGAUGGGCUCAGCAGAGCCGGGAGUGUGCGAGGCUUCCCGCCUGCCUGGAGCCAGAGCCGCUGACCUCACAGACCACAUCAGUAGCCGAGCAUACCGGCCACCUUCCAGCUCCUGGUUCUGGGGGGAUGACCAUGGCGCCCAUACUUCCCCGCUCUGAGCACAGAGGGGGCAUGAAGGGAACUAUGUAUUGUGGGAAGCGAGCCACAUCUGACCACCGUGCCCUCACGCCGGGAUCCAUGUGUCCCCCCGAGCUCCAGAGGAUGGCCUGGGGCCACUGCUAACAAGGACCCCGGUGGAGGCUGCUGGAGGGGCCGCUGCUCCUGCCCUGGCCACAUCUGAUUCUGUCCUUGACCGCCCACCCCAGCCUGAGAGUCACGUGGGGAGAGGCUGGGGUGGUUCACUCACCUCCCCUUUUGGGCUUGGAAACUCACCCCACACUUCAUGGCUGUGUCUACAAUGGGAAGCCCGGGUAGCAGAGGUCCCGGGGGGCCCUGAGCUGUGCACCCAGAAGGCAGACCUUUGAGGAAUCAGCCCCUGGACUGCCCAGUUCCAGGGACCCUGGCUCCCGUCCCCGUGCCAUCCCCUCCCCCGAGCCCCGAGCCCCUGGGCCCGCAGAUCCCUAUUUAUCCUCAGCACAGGGUACCAUGAGUGGCAGGGAGGGGAGCACUGGUCAGUGGCCAUUUCUGCUGUCGGCAAAUUAUUUAAGGAAUCUGCUUUGUCAUUUUACUCAAAAAAAAACCCUAUCAGUUGACUUCUCUGGAGACAAUGAUGCUUUUUCAUAAUAAAGAC